UACAGACGUGAGUAAAGCUCGAUGUGAUUAGAAGAUGGCAGCUAACUGUCCUGAUACAGUAUAUAACUACAAAACAGAUUCACAGAGGGCACUGUUCAGAAGCUGGAUUGUCACUUUGUAUCCAUUGACGUGAGUCUGAAACUCUGGCUUUUCCACUCCACUGGUUGCAGCUGGACUUAAAUAAAGCUCUCCCCGUGCUUCAGAAAAUCAUGCUGCUGACAUGUCUGUGUUUACUACAGCACCUGCGGUGGUUUGUGAAAUUGUGCUAUCCUGAAGACAGGGUAACCCAAGCAACGCAUCAGCGCCCAGCCUAACUGGGAACUGCACGAAAUGAGCCUUUCAGUUCCUCAGGCUGCCCCACACUCACUAAAUGAAGUUAGUCCAGCCCCCCCAUCCUCUUCUGUCCGCUACCAGACACACUCACAGAAUUGUUUGUUAAUAGUCCAAUUAGAUAAUUGCCAUCUUUCACUCCUUUUGCACUCUGUUUCCCAUAAAGAAGUGAAUGGCUUCAGGAGGGGGGGGAGUUCAGCAUGAAGAGGGCCCCUGGCCCUGCAAGGUGACAAGAAGGGCCCAAGCCUGUUCCUUGCUCACAACCGUUGGCUUGAAUUGAAUCAUUGUAGCCUAAUCAAUGGUCUUAUUGGAUUACAGACUACUGCUGUUCCCCCAGAUAUUGUUGCGCUGACAAUGAAAAUAGGCGAGAGACUGAGUGGGUGGGUGUGUAGUGGUGUGGAAGAAGUGGGCGAGGGGAGGAGGAAAGGGUCGGUUUGGGGUGUUAGUCCUGGGAUCUCGGACAGGUUUUGUGGGUUUUUGUCUUUUAAUAGGCUCAUAUGAAGUUAAGAGUAGUUGUUCCACAAGUCUCUAGGGCUACGUGAUGGUUUGAACGAUGGUUGCAUGUAGUAGUGGGUUUAUUUUGGCUACUAGGUGACUCGGGGUGGUUGUUACACACAGGCUCGGCUUGACAAAGUCUCGCUUUUGUGAAUCCGCGUUCGUUACCGCUGCAGAUUCCAAACGAAGUGGAUUCCACUUUUUCGUAUUCCUGGUCUCUCCGCCUCCCUUACUGCACGUCUCAUUCUUUCUCUCUCUCUUUCUCUCGGCUCUUCGCCGUUCUUGCUCUCUCUCUCUUUCUUUUGCUCUGUGCUUGUAUUAGCUCCGAUGUGCGGAGGGUGCAGCGCAUGGGAUCGCCCUGUUAUCUGCUGGGGAGAUUCGCAGUAAAGUUUGCCGGCCGCAAACUACACGAAAAUCUUGGGCCCGAGGAAAAAGGAAUGGCUGUGCCGUACCAGGGCAUCAAGGAAUGAAGUGGAACUUUUCUGGCAGUGCCCGUGCUUCGCGAUUGGGACCGUUGAGUGUCGUGGCUCUUUCGCAAUUCAGGACGAAUCAUCUGCCUUGAUCGUACAAGGUUGAAGAGGGGGGUCGGAGUGUGUGGACCCCUCUAUCAGGACAACGUGUGUUUCCCAAACAGUUUAGAGUAUUCAUGAGGUUACGCAAAUGUGGAGGCAGCAAAAUUACCGUAAUCAAUUGAAGCGGCGUGCACGCGUCCGUCCACAGCUCUGAUUACCCGGAGAUCAGCCUGAUGUAAAUGUUACAAGGAGAGGAGCUGUUAAAUUGCUGUUGAAUUUGGGUGAGAAGUCUAUGAUCAUUGGGCAAGUGAGUCUGCACAGAGAUAAUAGGGCAGAUCAGUGGACCGGGCAAGUGCGGACGGCACAUUAGCUAUCUGACUUAGACUCAAAGCUGCUGUUUUACGGAAAGACUAAACCUGUAUUACUCCGAAUAAUACCCAAAACAGCUAUUUCCACUUAUUUUUGCCCGACAAGGAUAAAAAGGGGAGAUCUCUCAUUUGAGAGAAUAAGAGACUAUGGAAGUUCGCUACGGUCAAGACUCGGAGUCUGGAAUGCUGCUGAAGAAUGGACUAAAAGAGGGGAAAGAGGGAAAAGAUUCCCAGGGGAACAUUUCCAAAACGUUCCUGAAGGACCAGCAGGAGUCCUUCUCCCCAUCCGGACAGGUGGAAAAUUGCGAAAAAAGCCGAACGAGCUCGGGAGAUCCUGAUUACUGCCGGAGGAUUUUAGUUCGAGAUGCCAAAGGUUCGAUUCGAGAAAUUAUUCUGCCGAAGGGUUUGGAUCUAGACCGACCGAAACGCACUAGAACCUCGUUCACAGCAGAACAGCUGUACAGACUGGAGAUGGAGUUUCAGCGGUGCCAGUAUGUUGUGGGACGAGAAAGAACUGAACUUGCCCGACAGCUUAACCUGUCUGAAACUCAGGUGAAGGUGUGGUUCCAAAAUCGCCGGACCAAACAGAAAAAGGAUCAGGGUAAAGACUCAGAGCUGCGCUCGGUGGUUUCUGAGACGGCCGCCACCUGCAGUGUCCUGCGUCUCCUGGAACAGGGGCGGCUCCUCACUCCUCCAGGCCUGCCAGGGUUGCUGCCCCACUGUGGGAGCUCUUCCCUGGGCUCAGCGCUACGUGGGCCGUCCCUUGGCAUCACAGCUAACGGAGGUUCCUCCAGCAGCAGUAGCAGCAGCGCGGCCAGCUCGGGCACAGCCGGCGGGAGCCCCCCGCUGCCAACCGUGACCAGUUCAGGAACAGUCACAGGGCUGCAGGGAUCUCCACCGGCCCACGGGCUGUUCAGCUUCCCCAUGCCCUCUCUCCUAGGGUCCGUCGCGUCGCGCAUCUCCUCCACCCCACUCGGCAUGGCCGGGUCCCUCGCAGGGAACUUGCAGGAACUUUCCGCACGUUACCUGAGCUCCUCCGCUUUUGAACCUUACUCGCGGACCAAUGGCAAAGACGUGCUGGACAAGAAAGUUUUGGAAUGAUAGGCUCACUUUUCUUGUUGUUUUGAAAUCAGCUUAAGCUCUAAAUAUCUCUUCUUUUUUUAAUCCAAAAUUUUUCGCUUUGUCAUGUCAGUGCUGUGGUUAUUAACUUCAACUUUUCCCGUCCUGCACACUUGAUGCCUCUCAGUACUGUACAAACGUUGACUCAUUGUACUUUUCAAACAUAAGGAUUUUCAGAGUUUUUUGCACUAAAUCGAAAAGUUUCUCCACCCUGUUGUGAAUUUUGAGGCGAGCAAGAGGAAGGAAUGUAGCAAGAGAACUGAAAAUGCUUGCUGUGGCAAUAUUUUCGGGGCACUUCUUUGGAGUUGGACAGUUAAAUUCAGAUUAUUAAGUGAUCUGAGAAAGCUGCUGGCUAAAAUAUGAUACAGAAACAUAACCUAUCAUAACAUAAAAAUCAUCUUUCACAAUUAUAGUUUAAAGUUUUACAUAGUGCUGUCUGGCAAGAAUUAUAUCUAUUAUAUCCGGAUUCAUUUCUUAAAGUUGGCAUACAGGUAUUCAAUACAGUCAUAUAGUGGCAAACCUAUUCUUCACAUACACAGUAAGCAUAAAAAUGUCACGAAUUUGCCAUACGAAGCUAUAAAAUCAGAUGUCUAUACCAUUUUGUAUUCGUUUGGUUAAAUAUGUUCGAAUCAAAGAAAAGCACUGUCAAACCGUUA
This is a messenger RNA of Misgurnus anguillicaudatus (oriental weatherfish), 3480 nucleotides long. RefSeq names its product ventral anterior homeobox 1 (gene vax1). Gene Ontology annotation, cellular component: nucleus. The record is from RefSeq and is a predicted model, not a curated record. Gene Ontology annotation, molecular function: DNA-binding transcription factor activity, RNA polymerase II-specific; RNA polymerase II cis-regulatory region sequence-specific DNA binding. Lineage: Eukaryota; Metazoa; Chordata; Actinopteri; Cypriniformes; Cobitidae. Gene Ontology annotation, biological process: regulation of transcription by RNA polymerase II; central nervous system development; brain development.